Lepidothrix coronata (blue-crowned manakin) is the source of this 9684-nucleotide messenger RNA. RefSeq names its product microtubule associated serine/threonine kinase family member 4 (gene MAST4). NCBI's taxonomy places the organism in Eukaryota, Metazoa, Chordata, Aves, Passeriformes, Pipridae. The coding region runs from base 1 to 7260 and encodes 2419 amino acids. Gene Ontology annotation, molecular function: ATP binding; protein serine/threonine kinase activity; magnesium ion binding. The transcript is spliced from 28 exons. The record is from RefSeq and is a predicted model, not a curated record. Gene Ontology annotation, biological process: intracellular signal transduction; peptidyl-serine phosphorylation.
AUGGCGGAGAAAGUUUCGGCGCCUUCGGAGCGGGCGCGAGGCGCCGGCCACGUCGGCUCUUCUUGCUCCGACUCCUCCUCUGGCUCUGAAACUCUCUCCGAGGAGGGGGAGUCCGGCGGCGGGGCGGUGACGGCCCCCGGCGGAGCGACGGCUGCAGCAGAGCGGGCGAGCCCCGGCGGGCGAGCGGAGGACGGCGCCUCGCUGGAGGAGCGGGAUGAGGAGCUUGAUCACAUAUUGUCCCCCCCACCUAUGCCUUUCCGAAAAUCCAGCAGUCCUGAAGUAUCUUCUGGACUUGGAAAGUCUCCUAAAUUUAAGAGGCAGUUGAGUGAAGAUGGGAGACAGCUCAGAAGAGGAAGCCUUGGAGGAGCUCUGACUGGCAAGUAUUUGCUUCCCAGUGCAACUGGACAGCAGCUGUGGCAACCUAUAGAAACCUCAAAUCUUGUUCGCAUGCGCUACCAAACACUUGGACAGUCAGCACCUUCACUUACUGCUAGUUUGGAAGGGAUGCCUCAGAAGAGUCAUUUCAACUCAGCACGCCACCGUCAGAGACUAGUGGAACCAUCAGCUACAAAAAAGGAGUUGAGCCUUCCAAGAAGAGGAAGUUUCUGCAGAACAAGUAACAGGAAGAGUUUGAUGGGCAGUAGUCAGUCUCCAGCUCUGCCUCGGCCUCAUUCACCACUCUCAGCUCAUACAGGAAACAGUCCUCAAGAUAGCCCUAGGAAUUUCUCUCCCAGUGCCUCAGCCCACUUUUCUUUUGCACGAAGUCAUGGGCAUCGAAAUGACAGGACCGAUGGUCGCCGCUGGUCUUUGGCUUCCCUCCCUUCUUCUGGCUAUGGUACAAAUACACCCAGCUCAACAGUUUCUUCAUCCUGCUCAUCCCAAGAGAAACUACAUCAGUUACCAUACCAACCGACACCUGAUGAACUACAUUUUUUGUCUAAACAUUUCUGUACCACUGAGAGCAUUGCCAGUGAUAACAGGUGCAGGACCACUGCAAUGCGCCCUCGGUCCCGAAGUCUCAGCCCUGGACGUUCUCCUGCUUGCUGUGACAAUGAAAUAAUUAUGAUGAACCAUGUCUACAAAGAAAGGUUCCCAAAGGCCACAGCUCAGAUGGAAGAGAAGCUUCAGGACAUUAUAACAAAUUAUUCUCCGGAGAACAUCCUUCCCCUGGCAGAUGGAGUUCUCAGUUUUACCCACCAUCAGAUCACAGAACUGGCUCGAGAUUGUUUGGAUAAAUCUCACCAGGGCCUCAUCACAUCACGAUACUUCAUUGAAUUACAGCAGAAAUUAGACAAAUUGCUACAGGAGGCCCAAGAGCGAUCAGAGAGUGGAGAAAUGGCAUUUAUUAAACAGCUUGUUCGAAAAAUCCUGAUAGUUAUUGCUCGUCCUGCUCGCUUACUGGAAUGCUUGGAAUUUGAUCCUGAAGAGUUCUACUAUCUUUUGGAAGCAGCUGAAGGCCAUGCUAAAGAGGGUCAGGGCAUUAAAACAGACAUCCCUCGGUAUAUCAUUAGCCAGCUGGGCUUAAAUAAAGAUCCUCUGGAAGAAAUAGCUCAGCUAGCUAAUUGUGAGAGUGGGACAGCAGAAACUCCGGAAGUGGAUGAAUCAGUAAAUAGCUCUAAUACCUCACUGAAGCUGCAGAGGAAACCUCGGGAAAGUGAUUUUGAAACAAUUAAACUGAUUAGUAAUGGAGCUUAUGGCGCGGUUUAUUUUGUGAGACACAAAGAAACCAGGCAAAGAUUUGCCAUGAAGAAAAUUAAUAAGCAAAAUCUCAUCCUCCGAAACCAGAUCCAACAGGCCUUUGUUGAGCGUGAUAUCCUGACAUUUGCAGAAAAUCCAUUUGUUGUCAGCAUGUAUUGCUCCUUUGAAACAAGACGUCACUUAUGCAUGGUCAUGGAAUAUGUGGAAGGUGGAGACUGUGCUACUUUGAUGAAGAAUAUGGGUCCCUUACCUGUAGACAUGGCAAGGAUGUACUUUGCAGAGACUGUUCUGGCCUUGGAAUACCUUCAUAAUUAUGGAAUUGUACAUAGGGAUUUGAAACCAGACAAUUUAUUAGUAACAUCCAUGGGCCAUAUAAAGCUUACAGACUUUGGCCUGUCAAAAGUGGGGCUAAUGAGUUUGACUACCAAUCUCUAUGAGGGUCAUAUUGAGAAGGAUGCCAGAGAAUUCCUUGACAAACAAGUCUGUGGUACACCUGAAUACAUAGCUCCUGAAGUGAUACUGAGACAGGGUUAUGGAAAACCAGUGGACUGGUGGGCUAUGGGAAUUAUUCUUUAUGAAUUUCUUGUUGGGUGUGUGCCAUUCUUUGGAGAUACACCAGAAGAGCUGUUUGGACAAGUAAUCAGUGAUGAAAUCAACUGGCCUGAAAAGGAUGAAGCACCACCUCCAGAUGCCCAGGAUCUGAUUACCCUGCUGCUCAGGCAGAAUCCUUUGGAAAGAUUGGGAACAGGUGGUGCAUAUGAAGUAAAGCAGCAUCAGUUCUUCAGGAGCCUUGACUGGAAUAGUUUGCUGAGGCAGAAGGCAGAAUUUAUUCCACAGUUGGAGUCUGAAGAUGACACAAGUUAUUUUGACACUCGUUCUGAGAAAUAUCAUCAUAUGGAAACAGAAGAAGAAGAUGAUACCAAUGAUGAAGAUUUUAAUUUGGAGAUAAGACAGUUUUCCUCAUGUUCACACAGAUUUUCAAAAGUUUUUAGUAGUAUAGAUCGAGUCACUCAAACACAAGGUGAAGAUAAGGAAGAUGCAGGAGACAAAACAAAAAAUGUAACAUUGCCCUCUGUGGAAUCUUUAAGCUGGAGUUCAGAAUAUUCUGAAAUACAACAAAUAUCUACAUCCAUCUCGUCUGAGACUGAGAGUAGCCGGCAGCAAUGCAGUUCAGGUCUGCUUCCAAAGUUGUCUAUAUCAGCUGAGAGAGUACAGGAUGAUUCCACCAGCUCAGUGGGACCCCGGGAGGACCAGGAAAAGUCUGCAUUUGUGAACGAUGAAAUAGUGCAAGAUGAACCUGAAGUAACCACUCCAGCAAGUACAAUCAGCAGCUCCACACUAUCAGGUAAUCAUCUUCCUUUGUUUUGGCAGAGUGGUAACAAAGUCUCAGUAAUGACAACUCCUUUCGAAAACACUUCCAUCAAGACAGGACCUGCCAGGCGAAACAGCUACAGGAGCCGAAUGGUCAGACGCAGUAAGAAGACCAAGAAGAAGGAGAGUUUAGAGAGGAGAAGAUCUCUCUUUAAAAAGCUGGCAAAGCAGCCCUCGCCUCUUCUUCAUACGAGCAGAAGUUUUUCCUGCCUGAACCGAUCCCUUUCUUCUGGGGAGAGUUUACCUGGGUCUCCAACCCACAGCUUGUCUCCUAGAUCUCCUACCCCAAGCUACCGUUCCACUCCUGAUUUUCCAUCAGGUACUAAUUCUUCCCAGAGUAGCUCCCCUAGUUCAAGUGCUCCCAAUUCUCCAGCUGGUUCAGGACACAUAAGACCCAGCACCCUUCAUGGCUUGGGUCCAAAGCUUGGAGGGCAAAGAUACAGAUCAGGAAGACGCAAAUCAGCUGGCAGCAUUCCCCUUUCUCCUCUUGCACGAACACCUUCUCCAACACCCCAGCCAACAUCCCCUCAGCGAUCUCCAUCACCAUUGCUGGGACAUUCUAUUGGAAAUACAAAAAUAGCUCAAUCUUUUCCUAGCAAAAUGCACUCACCUCCAACUAUUGUAAGGCAUAUUGUCAGGCCAAAGAGUGCAGAGCCACCAAGAUCUCCACUGUUAAAGAGAGUCCAGUCUGAAGAGAAACUUGCACCCUCUUAUGGCAGUGAUAAGAAGCACUUAUGUUCACGAAAACACAGUCUAGAAGUGACCCAGGAAGAAGUGAAUAAAGAAUUAUCUCAAAGGGAAGUAACUCUUCAGAGCUUGGAGGAGAAUGUAUGUGAUGUGCCAUCACUCACACGAGUCAGGCCUGCAGAGCAGGGCUGCUUGAAACGACCCAUCUCCCGAAAACUAGGUAGACAAGAAUCCAUUGAUGAGCUAGACAGAGAGAAGCUGAAGGUCAAGGUAGUAAUGAAAAAACAAGAUUUUGCUGAAAAAGCAAAUGCUGCUAUACAUGAACCCAGCCAUGAACCAGAAAGUGCCAAUACCUUAAGACUGGAAGAAAAAGACAAAAAAACAUUCCAAAAGGUAUUAGAAAGAUCAAAUCAGUUUGAAACAAAAAUUGUUACUUUGGAGACCCAGUCAGCUGGUGGCAUACUCAAAGACACCCUUCAAAAGAAUGCAAACUUGAGAUCAAAUGAUGGUGUUGCUUUAGAUGCACAGAUGUUGUGUCAUGGCCCUCCCCCUAAUGAACUCAGUCAUAUUUCUUAUGACUUCAAAAGAAUUUCUCCUCCAUGUGCACUGCAGGAUGUGUUACCUCAGUCCUCUGACAGGAUGCUAAGUGGAAAGGGAGAAAACACAGAUAAAAUUGUACCAACAAAAGAAUUUGCCAAAUUUGAAAGAUUAGAUGGUAAACUUGCAAAUAUUGAUUAUCUCAGAAAAAAAAUGUCCAUUGAAGAAAAAGAUGACAGUGUCUGUCCAGUGCUAAAACCCAAGUUGACAUCUAAUGUUCAUGAAUGCCUUCAACUUACUACAGGCAGACCCAUGAACAUACAGCAGGACUCCACCGUAUUUGCAGAUAGUAGAGCAUUUAUUGGCAGUGCACAUGCUGCCCAGAUUAACUCAGUUUCUUUUGUUCCUCUCAAGACCUUGAGUGGCCGAGCAGAUGUGAGCGUGGAAAAAUCAGCCCUUAUUUCCACUGAUGCUCCUGUCAGAAAAAGUCCAUCAGAAUAUAAACUCGAUGGGAGGUCUGUUUCCUGUCUGAAGCCAAUAGAAGGGACGCUAGACAUUGCGUUGCUUUCUGGGCCCCAGGCUUCAAAGACUGAACUGCCUUUGUGUGUGCUGCCAGAAGGACAGAGCACCAGCAGUGAUGGGGAAUCUUCUAAACCCCUAGUGCCACAAGGGAGUGGUGGGAAGGCAGAAAUGGUCUGUCAGAAAGAGCAGUUGUUAAGCUACUCAAAAUCUGGCAAAGUCAACAUAGCAGAGCCUCAGGUUCUGCACACAGGCAAGGGUUCUCCAAAUCCACCAGUCAUCCCUGUGGCUACAGAAGCAGUGACAGAGAAAAAGGUUUCUAGUCCAACUACUAAAGGCAGUAUUUCUGUUAUUGAAGCUGUUCAAAAGAAAGAUACCUCCCCUUCAAAACAGAAGGACAAUUCAAUGGAGGCAAAGUCUUGUGUUACUCAAAGUGAGAGUGUUAAAACUACUCAAACAUACUCCAAACUUUCUGCUGUCCAAAGCACUCCUGAAAAAGCUGUAGUAAAAGAGAAACAAAUACAAAAGGACUUGCCUACCAAACAGCCAGUAGCCCGGAGAGGUUGUGAGCCUAUCCCUGCAAAGGUGGAAGUGAUCAGGGAAUCAUCUGUGAAGGUAUCUACCUCAGAUGUCAUCAUAACAAGCUACUCCAAAAGCAAUGAAAAAAGUUGUGCUGAAUUUGCCAUUCCACCUCAGAUGCAAGGAAGAAUACAGUCAGCUGCCCCCAAAGCACAACCUAAGGAUGGCAGAGAAUCACUGAAACAGCAAGGAAAAGAUGACAGCAGUGUUGUUAAAAGUUUUGUGGAAAGGGACAUAAUUAAGCAGAAAGUUGAAUGUAAGAAGAUUACCUCAGAGUCAAAGAGUGAAGCUCUUGCAUCCAAAUGUCCUGUGCAACCCUCAAGAGAUUGCGAUAAUAAAACUGAGAAGUCUGCACCAGUUUCCUCUGUGCAGAAGGACAAUGCCAAAGAUUUAGGAAAGAAAGAUCAUAAACCACUCGCUGAUACCAGGCUUCAAACUUCUGAGAGAGAACAGUCCAGCCAAGUUCCUCGGCAGCAACUUAACACUUCAGGCUCACCUGCUGUGAAAGACACAAUAAGCAGACACUGCACUGUAGAAGUUCAUGUAGGUGUUCAAGAACACGUGAAACCUGCUGCCACCUGUGUGGAAAGCAGCACUAAUAAACACAGGCUAGCCUCUGAUACAGGUUCCUCUAAGUCUAAGUCCUUGGAUAAACAGACAUUGUCACAAAAACCAUGCAUUCCAACCAUAAAAGAAAAAGAAACUGUUACUCAGUUGUCUGCCAGCUCCCGGAAGGAUGGGAAACAUGCCAGUAAAAAUGUGCUAGAUCACCUUCCUUCUGUUCCAGGCUCUUCAAGAAGAAUGACCAGUGAAAAUGUGGAGACUGAAAGACCUGUGAGUUUGGGUCAUGGUUCAGUCACCACCCUCCAAAUGAGCAGCACCGCCCCUGACACCAAACCUAAAUCCUCUGCUGUGGGCCCAUUACCAGCAGGCCUAGAGAGUUCUAAGCAAAGGCAAGAACCAGCAGGCUCGGGGGAAUCUGCUGAUCAAAAGCAACUUCACUUCAGUGAAAAACAAACCACGUCUCCAAAAUUUUCCACUGUGAAAGACUGUCUCUUGUGGAACAAAGAGGCAGACAGAAAUCCCAGUAACGAAAUGAUCUCUGCAGACAAAAGACCCGAAGGAAAAAUAUGCACUGACGCACUUUACGUUCAGCUUGACAGUGGGAAAUUAGAGCCCACCCUUUGUCUUUCAAACUGUGAUGCCAGAGGGAAAGGAGCAGAAAAAGUGACCACAAGUAGCAAAAGCUCUCAAGAUAUAAAAGGGAAGGGACAAGUUAAUCAGAAACACCCAGAGGAUGCAAACAAGCAGACUGCAAUAAAACAUUUGUCUGCUGCCAGCGGGCAGAGUUCUUAUCGUGUGUCUACAAUACCAGGAAAGCCGCUGACUUGUUCAUCCAAUUUCUCUGAGUGUAGGCAAGAAGUAUCUGUUUUGUCUUCAGCCAAGAGUGAUGCAAUUUCAGCAAAGGUUAAAGCAGGCUCACCUGAGCUUCCUGCAACUUGCAAGGAACUAAAUAAGAAAAGCACCUCUUCCACAGGGAGCAGUAAGGCAGAAAUGGCUAAAAGUGUUUCAUUGAUGGCCUUGCACAGUGCCACUGUUGUAGCAGAAGCCCACCGCCCUACUUCAAACCUUGUGGGGAAACCUGGAAGUCAAGAAAAGCCUCUUUUUGUUAACACUGUGGAUGUAAAGGGAAAAGACACCAUUCUGGCUCAGCAGUCUGCUUCAAGAAAACAGAAUGUAGGUAAAGAUUUAUCCAGGUCAGCAGCCACACCUGACCGCCCUAGUGCACUUUCAGACGACAAAGACUCAGCCCGGCAGCGUCGAGGAAAGGAAGUUUCGCGGAGCAAUGCUCACAAAAAAUCCUGUUAACUGUAAGACCCGGCAAGUGUGAAUUCAACACUAGCUGAAACAAUUUCAAUAUGUCGUACUGCCUUUAAACCAGCACUGUGUCGUGUGUUUGUGCUGCAAAGUUUUCAUGUCACUGAAGAAACAAUACAAGGGGAUAUGUAAAGAGAGGACUUUUUUCAAAAUGCCUUUCCAAUUGAAACCGGUAAAACUGUUACCAUAUAGUAUUUGUACAAAAAUACAGCCAAGAGCUGUUGAAGAAAAUAUUUCCUCUGUAAAUACUUAGCGAUGUGUUUGGGGGUUGAAUGUAGCAUAUAUACUUCGCUGCUGGUUGCGUUGUUUCCUCUUUCCCUUCUUAAGAUAGUUGCUUAGCCACUUAUUUGCCAUACUGAAACAUGAAACCAAAUUAUUAAAACUCAGACCUGGCAUGGACAUGCUCAAGUAUUGGUCUGACUGGAGAAAAAGAAAACCAGGCCACAUUUUUACUUACUAAAAAUCCGAGAUAGAAGUUCAAAAAAACUACUAGUACAGAAUAAAUAUGGUGACCUAUUGUGAGUUUUUACAUGUAUUUUUAAUAAUUUGAUUUUGAUAGUACUGUACCUGGCUGACUGCUUCACCAGAUGUAACACAAGACAUAACUGCAUCUCCCUACUGCACAAAGCCUGAUUAGAGUAGGUGUCCUUAAAGCUAUGGGAAGACCACUUAAUUAUCAGGGCAUCCCAGCAAGACUUGUGUUCUGUGGUGAAAUGGUGGUUCUUGUCUAUUAGGAGUGUGUUCUGUGACCUUCACCUCAGACAAGGCUCUAACUCUCUGAAGCACAUGCCAUGUGCUCAGUUUUUGCUGCAAUCCUCUCAAGUUCCUUGAGCUUUUUUAAAUUCAGGCCCUUACAGUGUGAGGCACAAGUAUAAGCACAUGACUGGUAGUACUAGUAUGUUCAUCCCCAUUUUUAAUACAUUUAGAAAAUAUAUAUUAUGGCAUAUAGGUCUGCAUAGUUAGUGUCAUAAUGCUAUAGCUCUUUUCUAUUUUAUGACAAGGUAAAAAGGAAAAAAAGCAGUUUCAGUAGUUUCAGUAUCAUAUCUUCAGAAAAAUUUAGGGUAUCUGAUACAUUUUAAUACAUAGCUGGGGCCUUAUGUUGUAGACUUAACUUGCUGUUUUUAGCAAGUAACUCUGGGUUUCACAUUCAUUUCUAAAUGCAUUAAGUAGCUCCAUACAUUUCAUAACAUAAUCUUUUUAUUUGUAUGCAAAAAAGUAAAAUACUGUAAUUUCAAAAGAAGCAUUUUGUAACAGGAACCCAUUGGAGCUAUUUGGUGCUAGAAUGUUACUGUCUUUUUACUUUUGCUAAGCCUUAUUUAAAUUUUGUAUACUGUGGAACAUGUAGACUUUGUUAGUGUGGAGGUAUUUGGUUUGUUUUGAGAGAUGAAAGGUAAAGUUUGAAACAUGUACAGAAGCACUACAAAAUGCCCUUGCAGUAGCAUGGGUUUUAAUAAUUGGGGAUCAAUAGAAUGGUUGUUUUGCUUAUUUCUGUUUUCUGUAACCACAGUAGAGUUAGGCCCCUACUUUUACACCAAUGCUUACAGUUUGUCUUUCUGUCUCAAAAGCUAGAAAAUUGUUUAUAAAAGCACAGUGUAAUCUUGACUUGGAGACUUGUGUGACAAUAGACAGUGUGCAGAAUUCAUUUCCCUCUGCUGAAAACUUCAUUGUACUGACGAAUUGAGUUGGCUUACAGCAGAACUGUCAGGAAAAGCCAAUAUCACAAACAACUUCUGAUCUUUCAUGUGGCACUAGAACAUUCAUACUGCCUUUGAUGCAUUCACAGAGGAGCUGGUGAGCAAUGGAUAAUAAUUUUUGAGAAGUUUAAACAGAAAAUGGUCUCAACAUUUACAGUUCAUCUGUGCUUUGGCAGUUACUGCAAAUGAAUGCUAAUGCACUUCAAAAUAACAUUUCUGUCUGGAAGGUAUUUCCUGGUUUACAGUCUCUGCAUUUUUUAACAAUCCUCUUGUUUCCUUUAAAGCACAUCUAGCUUUUGUUUACAGUAUACCUUUAUGUAUAUUUUGUAUAGUUCAUUAUCACUUCUGACAAAUAAGUUCUUUGCAUUUUGGAAGUGUAACAGUGCAUAAGCUUGUGUUUAUGUAGUACCUGUUUGUUGAUGUUUACUUUACCAGUGAGCUGUUAAGAGAUCCUCCUGCCUGUGUUCUUCUUGGUCAGUCUUAGUGUGAUUGUAGAUCUGAUGUGUUCUUUUGUAGACUUCCUGCAGUAGAGUUCUCAGCUUACCAAAAAAAAAGAAAAGAAAAGAAAAAAAAAAAAAAAAAAAUUGUUAGGGUCUGUGCAAUAAAGUGUUUGCAGUCUUAUUUUCUCUAAGAAACUCUUUAUGGAUGUCAUAAUUGUUAUAUAUUGAACACAAUUAUUUAUACUUAUGCAGUUGCAUAACAUUGAAAUAAAAAUUCAGCA